AUGUCCGCCCCUCAACCCCAGCGCAGCGGCGAUGCGGCGCUGAACUCCCAUCCAUCUACCCCUUCGAACCAGCCGAAAGGCAUCAUAUACUCGAACGAUAGCGCCGCGAGCAAUCCGAACCCGACCCAUGCCUCCUUUUCGCCCGCCACCCUAAGCUCGACCGCGCCCAGCGCAACCUCGGCCGCGAAGAGGAGGAGCACCAUCCUCGUACACCAAAAGUCGCCGCUCCUCCUCGCGACACCACCCCAGAUCACACGCGCCUUGGCUUACAGCCAUCCUUUUCUACUGCCCUUGAACAAGCUUGCCGGUCUGAUAACAUGGACGACGCGCGAUCCGUGGGAGAGCUUCCUGAUGGUCGCUGUGUUUUGGGCUGCGGUUCUGUAUGGUGACAUCAUUGUGCGUGUCGCCGGGCCUGUCGUGCUUGUACUGCUCCUUAUCGGAGGCAUGUACGGCCGGCGCUAUAGCCCGCUGAGCAGCAGUGGUUGGACCGAGCCGGGCGUGGCGGCUGGAGACGUGGCUGGGUUAGCUGGGACAGAUGGAAAGGGGAGUGUUAGGGGCAAGAAGGCUCCCAAGACUAAGAACCUUUCGGUCGACGGGCUUCCGGACAACAAGAAUGGCAAGGCCAAUGGCGGGCUCAGUGGCGGCGUGGGAGUGGGCGUUGGAGGAAACGGGCACUCGAGGAACCAAGGGUCGGUAUCCGAAGUCACAAACACGCGACACCAGAAGACGUUGGACGAAAUUGUCGAGACACUUAAGGAGUUCACGGCGCGCUGCAACAUUCUCCUGGAACCCAUGCUGGAACUUACGGAUUUCCUCAGCACUCAGCGAACGCCUACUUCGGCCACUACAAAGCCGGCACUUACAACACUUUUCAUCCGGAUCCUUCUCUGCACCCCGUUUUGGUUUGCUCUGACCCUGCCACCCUUCCGUCUGAUCACUACUCGCCGGGUUAUCAUGAUCUUUGGGACUCUCAUCCUAACUUGGCAUUCCCGUGUAAUGCGGGUAUCUCGCGCGAUCCUGUGGCGUAGCGCCUCUAUUCGCAGGUUUUUGGAGCUGGUUACUGGCCUGCAGUUCGAAAAGCCCGUCAAGGUUACGGUUGCUGAAAAGAAUGGGGUUGCGUCCUCCGCUGCAUCCACUGCUAGCGGUAACUCAGCCAAGGGGAAGGCAUUUGCCAACAUCAAGGGUUCCAAGGCGUACAAUUCGCAGGAGUCGGAGCUUACCAAGGCCCUUAGGCGUGCCCGCGGCGGACACGAUACAGGCGUCCGCUUUACAUUCAUCAUCUAUGAAAACCAGCGUCGGUGGGUCGGUUUGGGAUGGACUACUAGUCUGUUUGCAUACGAGAGGCCGGCGUGGACUGACGAACACAACAAUGCGGUCCCGCCGCGAGACCAGUUUGAGCUUCCUGAGGUCGAGGACGGUAGCAACAUGCGCUGGCGCUGGGUUGAGGGAUCGAGGUGGCGGGUCGAUGGGGUACCCGACGAGGCGGUGAUGCCAGGAGAAGAUGCGGAUGGAAAGGAGUGGGAUUAUGACAGCCCUGGUGGACGUAUGGGUUGGGUUUAUUAUGACAACAAGUGGCAAAAUGGCCGCCGAGGACAAGACGGUUGGGGCCGUUGGACAAGAAGGAGAAAGUGGUACCGCGAUGCCGAGCUCGUUGAAGCAGACGACGCCCUGGUUGAGGAGCUGUCAGAGGAUGCGAUGGUCGACCAGCAAGGGAAUCACCUUACUGUGAACGGAUCCGCCAACGGCAACUCCAGCACCGAUUCGGUUACACCAACCGCGACACCGGCACCCGGACCAGGGAUAGGUGCCCGGGCACAACCCCGGUCAUUGCUCUCGGAUCAAUUAGCGGCUUCGGGCGAGAUCGCUUCACCUUCUACCACCGUCCCUAGAAAGGCGUCGAUAAAGCUGAAGAAGACACCCGAAAGCGCGGCCGACAGCCUGGCAAGGAUACAAGCGCAAGACAUGACGAAAAGCAGAAUGGACAUGAAGGAUAAACUUCGAAAAGACAAAGACGCAGAAACAGAUGGGGGAGACGAUGCCGCUUCGGUGGUUUCCACGUCAAGUACUAGUAGGUCCCACAGAUUCUCUAGUGCUUUAUUCGGUAAGUCGCCGACCAGCAGCGGUGCUUCCAGCGCUGUCACCAUCCGGGGUAGUAGUGGUGGUCGUGGUUCUUCCAUCGGAGCACAGCAGAGACGAAAUUUCACCGACGCUGCCACCACCGGCAGCCCAUCAGCAAGUUCCUCCGGUGGCGGUGGCGGUGGUGGCGGCGGCGGCGGCGGCGGCAGCAGCAGUUACGCAGGUCGUGACCAAAUCCCCUCCCUCCUCCUCCUCCUCCUCCUCCUCCUCCCACUCUUUAUCCGUUCCAUCCUCAAGAGUAGGAGGUCGAGUCACAGCAACGCCUUGAGCGAUACGACAACAAUAUCAAAGGGAUCAGGAUCAUCACCAACACCGCAAUCCAUCCUGAUGACGGCAAAAGCCAACGAGGAGGAUGAGGUGGCGUCGUCGUUUGGCACGCAAACUAGGUUGGCGUUGCAGGAUGCGGGGAAGAAUGAAAGUAACUGGGGGUUUGGGGAUGAGGUUAGGAUGGGGUUGGAGUGA
Sordaria macrospora k-hell is the source of this 2598-nucleotide messenger RNA. NCBI's taxonomy places the organism in Eukaryota, Fungi, Ascomycota, Sordariomycetes, Sordariales, Sordariaceae. The record is from RefSeq and is a predicted model, not a curated record.